AUGAGAAGGAAAGCGACAGCCAACAUAUUGCCUGAAUGCGUUAUUCACAAAAUCCUCUCUUACCUUAGAUAUGAAGAAGCAACGCAUAUGAGAAUUCUCUCCAAAACAUGGCUACAAGCCUGGUUAACUCAUCCCAAGUUGGAAUUCACCUUUGAUUUUCACAAAGGCAAUAUGAAAAUUGUGGACAAAGUCAUGGAGAGAUACAAGGACGGGAAAAUCCCUAUAGAAAAGUUUGAACUUACAAAAGUUUCAGAUUCUGUUUCUUAUGAAUGUGAAGCUUUCCCUCUGAUUGAAAAGUGGCUCGGUAUUGCACUUCAAAAUGGUGUAAAAGAUCUAGAGUUCACGUAUAUAAAUACUCAAUUCUCUGGUAGCUUAUGCUCCUUGCCUAUUUUCGCUCUCUUGGCAGCAAAAUCUUUAAGAGAAUUGGUUCUAUCGCGUUGUGAUCUGAUGCAUCACUCAUUAUCUGCUAGUCAUGUGGCGAACUGGGGCUCUUUGAGAAAGCUUUCUUUACGUCGUGUCGAUUUAGAGGACAACAUGCUACGGACACUAUUGACUAGUUGUCCUUUGAUUGUCACUUUCAUCCUUGAGUAUUGUUCUAGGUUGAAAAAGAUUGAGUUGCGGAAUCUUCAAAAGAUCAGGUCAGUUUCCAUUAAGAUAGAGAAAGACCAGCGUGUUAUACUCCAAGCACCAACUCUUGAACACUUUUCUUAUUCUAGUUAUUCUUUUAAAGGAUUAAAUAUUGUUGAAUGUAAGAAUCUGAAAUCUUUAGAGCUAUCAAGUUCGAGAAUAUCUGGAUUUCCCGAGCACCUUAUUUCUACAUCACAAUUCCUUGAGAGUUUGAUAUUAAAAGUUCGAAAUUCUAGAAGGUUAAGAGCAUUUAACAUUUGCGGGAGUCAAUCUCUAAAGCACUUGAAGAUUCAGGAUUCUUGGGGCAUAAUAAGGGAGAUAGAUGCUCCAAAUUUGUUUGGGGGGUUGAGGAAAUUUCUAUCAAACUCGGCCUCUUGUUCUCAAGUUACCAUUCGUUUUGACAAAGGCAUUGAGUUCAGUAGGAAAAAUUUGCAACUACAACAUAGAGUUAUUGCCCCCCAAGUGGACGUUUUAGAUUUAGAUAUAGAUUCACCAGGGAAGUGCCCAACAAUUGUGGACGCUUUGCUGUGGAGUUGUCAUCCUAGGAGACUCGACCUGCAAUCAACAAGUGAAAUGAUUACAUGUUUCAUUGAUCGAUUAACGUAUAUGAAGAAUUCGAGCCAUUCUACUUCUCAUGGAAGCAAUCUUGGGCUUAGUCAAUUAAAAGAAGUAAAAGCCUACACUCGGAACAAUCAGCCUGUGGAGCUCGGAAAUGGGGAGCUGGCAAAAGGGGAAAUCGUUGGGGAUAGAUUAUAUUCUUUUUUUACAUCUAGUACUGAUAAUUGUGCUGAAGUUGAACCAUAA
This is a messenger RNA of Nicotiana tabacum (common tobacco), 1431 nucleotides long. Lineage: Eukaryota; Viridiplantae; Streptophyta; Magnoliopsida; Solanales; Solanaceae. The record is from RefSeq and is a predicted model, not a curated record.